Molecule: messenger RNA, 1851 nt
Organism: Ficedula albicollis (Collared flycatcher)
Lineage: Eukaryota; Metazoa; Chordata; Aves; Passeriformes; Muscicapidae
Gene: JUN
Product: jun proto-oncogene
Exons: 1
Coding region: 352-1296 (314 amino acids)
Biological process (GO): regulation of cell cycle; regulation of transcription by RNA polymerase II; regulation of cell population proliferation
Cellular component (GO): transcription regulator complex
Molecular function (GO): RNA polymerase II cis-regulatory region sequence-specific DNA binding; DNA-binding transcription factor activity, RNA polymerase II-specific; transcription factor binding
Source: RefSeq, a predicted model, not a curated record
GUGAAGGGCUGCACGGCGGGAGCGGGCGCAGAGCGCAGGGCGGGCGGGAGCGAACAAGCGCGGCUGAGUGCGGGCGCCGGGACGGUGGAGCGGGAAUAGCGCAGAGCCGGGCAGGGAAAGUACUUGUGGCCGGCGGAGCGGCGUCCCGGCACCACCGGCACACGGAGGAGGAGGGCGGCGAGGCGCCCCGCCAGGCCGGGCGGGCUCUCAGCGCGGCGGCGGCAGCAGCGAUCCAGUAAGGCUCCGCGUUUCUCCUUCCUCGGCUCCGCGUUCCCCUUCCCCGGGAGGGUCGGGGUGCCCGCGGGGAGCUGAGCGGCGGCCGGGCAGCUUCCCCUCUCCGGACUGUGUUCUAUGAGUGCAAAGAUGGAGCCUACUUUCUACGAGGAUGCGCUGAGCGCCGGCUUCGCGCCGCCGGAGAGCGGCGGAUACGGAUACAAUAACGCCAAGGUGCUGAAGCAGAACAUGACGCUGAACCUGUCCGACCCCUCCAGCAACCUGAAGCCGCACCUGAGGAACAAGAACGCCGACAUCCUCACCUCGCCCGAUGUGGGGCUCCUCAAACUGGCCUCGCCCGAGCUGGAGCGGCUCAUCAUCCAGUCCAGCAACGGGCUGAUCACCACCACGCCGACCCCGACGCAGUUCCUGUGUCCCAAGAAUGUCACCGACGAGCAGGAGGGCUUCGCCGAGGGCUUCGUGAGAGCUCUGGCGGAGCUGCACAACCAGAACACGCUGCCCAGCGUCACCUCGGCCGCCCAGCCUGUCACCAGCGGGAUGGCACCUGUGUCCUCCAUGGCCGGCAGCACCAGCUUCAACACUAGUUUGCACAGCGAGCCCCCGGUGUACGCCAACCUCAGCAACUUCAACCCCAACGCGCUCAGCUCCGCGCCCAACUACAACGCCAACAGCAUGGGAUACGCGCCCCAGCAUCACAUAAACCCCCAGAUGCCCGUGCAGCAUCCCCGGCUCCAAGCUCUGAAAGAGGAGCCGCAGACUGUACCUGAAAUGCCGGGGGAAACUCCUCCCCUGUCCCCCAUUGACAUGGAGUCACAGGAGAGAAUCAAAGCCGAGAGAAAGCGCAUGAGGAACAGAAUCGCGGCGUCCAAAUGCCGGAAAAGGAAGUUGGAAAGGAUUGCCCGGUUGGAAGAAAAAGUGAAAACUUUGAAAGCGCAGAACUCAGAGCUGGCAUCCACUGCCAACAUGCUCAGAGAACAGGUUGCACAGCUUAAGCAGAAGGUCAUGAACCACGUCAACAGCGGGUGCCAGCUCAUGCUCACACAGCAGUUGCAGACGUUUUGAAGAGACUCUUCAGCGAGAACUGUGUUGUGGUACAACUAAAACAGGAAAAAUCCAAAGUGGCAGAGGCAUAAAGCUAAUGGCAAGAGCUGAGAGGCUGUCCUGCCUGUGCUCCGCAAAGCGCAUGUGUGGAAAGACUUGGCAAAGCCUUCAGCUGGAGCCGGGAGUGCAGCGGCCGGCGCUGCUCCGGGAAGUGCUGUUCCUGCUCGGAUGAGAUGUCAGAUCUUCGUUUAACAUUGACCAAGACCUGCAUGGACCUAACAUUCGAUGAUCAUUCAGUAUUAAAGGUUAAACUGCAAUAGAAACUGUAGAUUGCUUUAUGUAGUAUUCCUUAAGAAAAAAAAAAAAGUGGGAGGGAGGUUUGUGGGAGGCUGAUAAACAAAAAAAAAAAGAACUGUUCUGCCUGCCUUCAAGUAAAUUGUGUAUGUACAUAUCUUUUUUUAUUUUAUUUUAUGAAAGUUGAUUAAUGUCAAUAAACUACUUCAUGACUUUGUAAGUUAUUUUUAUGUUGUUUAUUUGGGCACUGCCCAGUAUUGUUUGUAAAUAAGAGGCUUUUUU